This is a messenger RNA of Loxodonta africana (African savanna elephant), 4550 nucleotides long. RefSeq names its product cyclin F (gene CCNF). NCBI's taxonomy places the organism in Eukaryota, Metazoa, Chordata, Mammalia, Proboscidea, Elephantidae. The transcript is spliced from 17 exons. The coding region runs from base 750 to 2972 and encodes 740 amino acids. Gene Ontology annotation, molecular function: cyclin-dependent protein serine/threonine kinase regulator activity; protein binding. The record is from RefSeq and is a predicted model, not a curated record. Gene Ontology annotation, biological process: mitotic cell cycle phase transition; regulation of cyclin-dependent protein serine/threonine kinase activity. Gene Ontology annotation, cellular component: centrosome; cytoplasm; cyclin-dependent protein kinase holoenzyme complex.
GUUCGGCGUGGGCAGGGGGCGCCAGCACCGGCCACCCAGCGCGGACUUCGGCCAGGUCCUUUGGCCGGCGGGGCGCAGUGGGACCCCCUUCGUGUCAAACCGUGCCCCGGAGCCCAGCACGUGUCGGGGCUGCGACCUCACUGCUUGUUAUGCUGAGAAGCAUUAGCAACGGCCUUCAUAGAGAAUGAGGAAAGCCUUCGGUAGAAUCCCUGUGGGCGUUUGCUUUUUGCCCACACUUAACUGUUGGUAGGAAGACAUAGCUGAAGAGAGAGGGAUAGCAUUCUUAAACCCCUUGGUGGCUCAGCUGUGCUUCAAAGAUAUGAGCGAAUGCUGCAGAAAUAGCAGGGAGAUCCAAAGGGCUGCGCAGGGCCUGUGGCUCAGCCUUAUUUCAUACUUGCCACAUCUCUUAGGAGAAGUUGAAUUUGCACCAAGACCUAAUGAUCUGCUUUGAAUUUGGAAAGCAUCUUUUUUGGCAACAAUGUAGAAGAGCAAAGAGAAGGAGUGGGGAGGCAAUUGCUAGAGCAAAAUCCCUGGGGAGGGAAUGGGGUCUACCCAGCUCAGCUGGAAGAAUUCUCCCUAGAUAGGGCAGAGCAGUCUCUUCCACCCGGGACAGGUGGAAAGGAAGGGAGUAAACAGUGAUCCGUUGUAGGUGCGCCAAGUGCUUCUGUUAUCCUACAAAGCGAAGAAUAAGAAAGAGACCCCGAAACCUAACCAUCCUGAGUCUCCCUGAAGAUGUGCUCUUUCACAUCAUGAAGUGGCUUCCUGUUGGGGACAUCCUCGCUGUCAGAGCUGUACACUCCCACCUGAAGUACCUGGUGGACAACCAUACCAGCGUGUGGGCCUGUGCCAGUUUCCAGGAGCUGUGGCCUUCUCCAGAGAACCUCGAGCUGUUUGAAAGGGCUGCUGAAAAGGGAAAUUUUGAAGCUGCUGUGAAGCUCGGCAUAGCCUACCUCUACAAUGAAGGCUUGUCCGUGUCCGAUGAGGCCCGUGCGGAAGUGAACGGGCUGAAGGCCUCACGCUUCUUCAGCCUUGCCGAGCGCCUGAACAUGGGUGCCACACCCUUCAUCUGGCUCUUCAUCCGCCCACCCUGGUCAGACUCCGGGAGCUGCUGCAAGGCUGUGGUUCACGGUAGCCUCCACACCGAGUGCCAGCUACAGAGGGCCCAUCGCGCAGCCAUCCUGCACUGUCUGGGGAGGGUGCUGAGCCUCUUCGAGGAUGAAGAGAAGCAGCAGCAGGCCCUUGCCCUGUUUGCAGAGUCCGCCAGCCAGGGCUGCUUGCCCAGCGCAUACCUGCUCUGGGAGCGUGACCAGAGGACAGAGAUGUCCGAUCCUGGAAGGUUCCUCCACAGCUUCCGGAAACUCAGGGACUAUGCUGCCAAAGGCUGCUGGGAAGCACAGCUGUCCUUGGCCAAAGCCUGUGCAAAUGGGAGCCAGCUUGGCCUAGAGGAGAAAGCUUGCAGUGAGAUCGUCUGCCAGCUCUUCCAGGCUUCCCGCGCCACCAGUAAGCAGCGGAUCUUUUCUGUGCAGAAGGGGCUCAACGACAUGAUGAGGUACAUUUUGAUCGACUGGCUGGUGGAGGUCGCCACCAUGAAGGACUUCACAAGCCUGUGCCUUCACCUGACUGUGGAGUGCGUGGACCGUUACCUACGGCGGAGGCUGGUGCCCCGGCACCAGCUCCAGCUGCUGGGCAUCGCCUGCAUGGUCAUCUGCACCAGGUUCAUCAGCAAGGAGAUCCUGACGAUCCGAGAGGCCGUGUGGCUCACUGACAACACCUACAAGUAUGAAGACCUGGUGAGGACCAUGGGCGAGAUCGUCGCUGCCCUGGAGGGGAAGAUCCGGAUCCCCACUGUGGUCGACUACAAAGAUGUCCUGAUGGCGCUGGUCCCCAUGGCACGCAGGACCCAGCACCUGUGCAGCCUGCUAUGCGAGCUUUCCCUGCUACACACCAGCCUCUCUGCCUACGCCCCUGCCCACCUGGCAGCUGCUGCCCUGCUCCUGGCCAGGCUGAUACAUGGGCAGACACAGGCCUGGACCCCUCAGCUCUGGGACCUCACCGGGUUCUCCUAUGAAGACCUCGUGCCCUGUGUCUUGAGCCUUCAUAAAAAGUGCUUCCACGAUGAUGCCCCCAAGGACUACAGGCAGGUUUCUCUGACUGCUGUGAAGCAGCGAUUUGAGGACAAGCGCUAUGAGGGAAUCAGUCAGGAAGAGGUGAUUAGCUACAGCCAGUUGUGCACGUUGUUAGGCAUGAAACAGGAGAACCCAGAACCCGUGUCUUUUCUCAGUGCGGGGGAAAUCCAUGCCUUCCUCAGCUCUCCCUCUGGAAGGAGGACCAAACGGAAGCGGGAGAACAGCAUGCAGGAAGGCCGUGGCAGCUUUGUGACCACCCCCACGGCUGAGCUCUCCAGCCAGGAGGAGACGCUGCUGGGCAGCUUCCUGGACUGGAGCCUGGACUACUGCUCUGGCUAUGAGGGCGACCGGGAGAGCGAGGGCGAGAAGGAGGGCGAUGUGAUGGCUCCCAGCAGCGUCCUUGAUGUCACCAUGGUCUACCUGAACCCAGAGCAGCACUGCUGCCAGGAGUCGAGUGAUGAGGAGGCCUGCCCAGAGGAGGAGGCCCUCCAGGGCCCACCUGCCACAGCACCAAGCCCCCAGACCCCACAGACCCCAGGGGCCAAGCCCCCUCCCUGCAGCAAGCAGGGGCUGAGCAAGGACACCAUGACCUCAGGGUACUCCUCUAUCAGCAGCAGCACCAGUCCCACCAGCUCCAGGGAUGCCGGCCCCCUCCCACCUACCUCAGCGCUGUCUCUGGGCAGCGGCUUGAACCCACACCCCUGCUGCUGUAACACCAGGAAAUCAUGUUUACAGUGCUGUCCCCCCAAACCCCCUGACAGCAGCGGGCACAGACAACAGGCAAAACGGAAACACACAGCAGAGCACAGUGGCGGGGGCGUGACCUUGGGCUUCCCAACACUGUGAAUGCUGCACAGGUGUGUGCAGUGAAUGUUUACUGGGGGUACUGCUUCACUGAGGAGAAAAAGGGAGGGGGCCCUGAAAUGGAUGCCACCAUGUCCUCCCGCCAUGGCCAUUGGAUGGCAGUGGGAGGCCAACUUGUCAGCACCAAGUUUCUUUCCCAGGGGGUUCCAUACAGGCAUCCAAAUAUCCAGACCUGAAGGAAACAUUGAGAUUCUGUCUCCCAGGAUGCCAAGCCCCAGAGCAAUCGCGCUGUGCUUCCUGAAGCCUGCACUCUGCCUCUCCCUGUGCCUCUUCUCCGGCAGCUUUAGCCCACAUCCUGGUCUUCCCAGCCCCCACAACACCUGGGACCAGGUAGCCUGUGCAGUGUCCCCCUUCCCUUGUUUGUCCCUCCUAGUCGUGAGGGGGAGCUGCUGACAGCUUGGAGCACAUCUCCUUUCUGGCGCCCACCUUGGCCUGUGGCCUGACAGCUUCUGCCUUCAUUUGGCAGUGGGUCCCGUGAUGAGGGGGCUGUGUCCCCUAAUGUCAGCAUGGGCUAGGCUGUGACUGCCAGGUCUGGGGUCCUGGCUCUGUGCUCCCCACUCCAGCCUGUCUACCUUGGGAAUCUGGUCCCCUCUUCCAGAACUGCCUGCCCUUCCAUCCCCGUGUCCCCACAGACAACAUCUACGUGAACUCUCUGCACUGAAUUUCUAUGCUGCCUUUACCGUCUUUACCCUUCACUGCUCUUCUAGAUGAAACAAAAGAAGACUUAAGAAUCAAGGGUAUUUGACAGAGACAAGAAGUCCCUGGCGUUCUUAGGCUCACCCAAAAGGGGAUAUCGGACUCAAGCCCCUCAAGCUAUUAGACAGUUAUGAGUCAGAAUCAACUCGACGGCAACCGGUUUCGUUGUUUCUGCUUUUUUUAAUACAAAAAUAAUUUUCCCCAUGAGGUUAGCCAGAAAAUAAAGUCAUUUGUAACAUCUGAGGGGACCAAGACGCAGAGGGACAGAGAGACUGAGCCUUGCAGCUGUCAUGCCACACAGCAUGAAGCCUGUCUCCAUCCCCUCUGGUGUCCUGGAGUGAUCCGUCACUGUGUAUCUCCUCUUGAUUCCCAUGGGAAGAAAGCCAGCCAUCUGCCCUUUGAAGUCAUAAGAAAUAACGUGGCAGCAGCCAAAACAUCUGGGAUGCCCCAGGGGCCAGCCAUGAGGUUUCUCCCAGGUCAAGUUGACCACUGACGCACUUAGCCCACUGUGAUAUGCUUUUGCUUCCUCUUGAAAUGUAAGAAAGAACCACUUGGCUGGUAGCAUCCACAAUGCUCUUGAACAGAUGUACGGGGAUGUGGAGGUGCUGACCUGAUGGUCACUUUCCUGUCUGCUUCUCCUGUGCGCAUCAUGCCCCCACAGCAGCUGUCUUCUGGCCCCUGUAAGAACCCCACACCCCAAGGGGCAUGGCUGGCAUAAGGAAUCACAGACCUCUCCUGUAGACUGCCCGUGGUGUGCGUUUUGACCUCUUGAGCCUCAGUCUCUUCAUCUGUAAGAUGGGGUGGCAAUACCUACCUCACAGGGAUGUUGUGAGGAUUAAAUGUGAUGAGGAUAGUGUCAAACAA